UAGAGCACUUAGUUUCCCUUGCCAAGCACCGCCACCCGCCAAGUAUUCUCAGUCAGUCAAUCUGGUCGGCUGUAGACCUUGCAAAUAAGAAUGGCGAGUGGAGAUUUUGACUCACUGGAUUUCAUUGCUUUCCGGGCAGAUGCUAGCAGAAAUAAGGUAGAUUCGUCAACAGAUUCUCUGGUUUUAUUCUGCAAAUCUUUUCCGAAUGAGGCUCGCGCCGGUGCGCUGUGAUGCGCAAAUUCUCUAGAGGGCGCUUAACGUAACUCUUCAGUAAGUAAAUCCUUUUAAUGCCGUAAAGCAGUUGCAGAAUUUCAGACAUAUUUUUCUAAGAAAGUAACGCCGGACAUUGUAAGAACUCUGUCGUCUUUUGCAAUCGCAGCCUGGGGACAGUGAGAGUGAAAGUGACACACCUUCGGAAUCAUAACAACAUGUACAGCUGUGUUCACCAGAAACCAAAUUUUAAGCUUCUUCUCUUCAAGUUGGAUCGCCUAUCAACUAUGUUUACUAUUUGAUCUUGACAGAGAGAGGACGUUUUUUAAAAUCUUGUUUUACAAAAGAGCGAAAUCUUUACUUUUACAACCUCUUUGACGCUUUGAAUUUUUUGUUACUCAUCGAUCACUUUGCAGGGGUGUGACUUAACCUCUAGCAAAUCUGUCUUACAGUUCACAGGUAGAUUUAUUCAUUACACAUCUCUUUGGUCGUUCAAUCGAUUGUCAGUGUCACUGUCAGCAGCUAUUAAUUCCUUGGAUGCUUAUAAACCUUUGCUAGAGAACAUUGCUAGUUCUCCUUUUUUCGUCCCAAGCUAGCGGAAUCGCUUGAAAGGAAUGCUAGCAUGUAUAAACGGAAUGCAAAUGCCAUUUUGACUGGUGUGCGUUUGCAAUUGUUGAAGUGUCGUUUGUUUUGGUGGCAAGUGGUGUCAGUAAAUCAAAUAACUCGCCGUGAAACUUCUGUACACACAGUCGCGAAGGAAUAUUUAUCCAAAUUUUAGCCUAAACAUUCACUUCCUUGUCCAAAUCAGUGUGAAACUAUAACAGAUUAAAUUUGGUUGUUCAACUUUUGUUUGCAUUUAAAUUUCCUUAGUAAAUAUAAAUUAAGUGCAACUAAGUUGAUAGUCAUAAAAAUAAUGAUAAUCCCGAAUAGUCAAGGAACCAUGGCUUGGUGAUUUUGUAUCAGCUAGAAGAAAUAAUUCGUGGCAGAGUUAAAUGUUUAUGAUUCCAGAUAAAUGAUUGACUUGCAAAAAAGUUAUUGCUUUUAUUACAAGAUGUAAUGAUUCUAUUUUCUUUUAUCAGAAUGCCAGAUUUGGUUCCUAGUAUAAUUUUUAUUCGCAUGACUUAGUUGACCUAAUUACAUAUGUAGGCAUUGAGAAUCAAUGAGGCUUUAAACUAAACAUGGUAUCAAUUUCACCGUGAUUUCAAAGCUACAUUGCUAAAUAAUCGCUGUUGGGUUUCUAUGUGCUUGAAAACCCUGUCACAUUGAUUUAGUAUUAUAAUAAGCUGGAUUGUACACAGUUGGAGCUUACAAAACCAGAAAAGCACUUGUGAAAUAACAAAGAAAGCCCAUGGCAUGGUUCAUUGCAUUCUCACCAACAGUUAACCUCUUGCAGACGAUGUUGUACAUGUAGCAGGUUACAAUUAUAAGUCCAUUAGUUCCCAUAGGUCUGGAGGGAAUGAACGCAGGAGUGUACGUGGGUGGGGCAAGGAUAGCUGCUGAGUUUGGAUUAAAUGGUGCUGUCAAUUUCAACGAUGGGAGUUUUUCUGUUUAAAACCGAAAACUGCGUUGAAUACCAAAUCUGAAAAACCUCUUUGUUGUUGGUUGGAAACCUAAAAACUAGUUCUUAUAAAAGGACAAUCACACACCCCAAAAGAUAGGAAAAAAGCUCAUCCUCAAAAUGGCUAAAUUUGCAAAACCUGAACACCCAAUGUCCCCCUCCAUAAUUUUUCAUGCUUAGCAGCAGUAAUGUUUGUCACUACAGAGAGAUUUUGGAAAUUGUGGUUAGUAGCAGAAUCUGAAAAACACUCAGGGUGACCUCCCCCUGUCUUCUUUUCUUUGAUCAAAACAGGACCCAUUUAAAGCAAGUGAAAUAGAAGGGACCCAGUGUUUGGAUUGCAAAGAAAAAUGCAGAGGGCUUUCUGCGCAUCCUUGGAGGUUAGUCUGAAAUUAAGUUCUGUACAAUUUUUGGAGUGUUGGUCAAAUAUUAAACAAAGACAGUGUACAUGUCAAUUCAGCUGUUUCAAUUAUAUCCGGAACAUAUGUGUGUUGAUUGCUGUAAGUAGUUGGAAUGUCUUAUUUGGUUUCCCCUUGGGGCAGUUGCUGAGGAUUGAGGGCUGGGGAUUUUCCAUGGCUACUAUUAGCAUGACCUCCAGCUACUUAAAUUAUUAUAGGAAAUAAAAGUAAAAUUAUGGAAGCAGAAAAAUUCAUAGUUGUUCCAUUUGCCACCUAAUAAUAUUAUUGCACAUACAGUGUAACCUUGAUAUAAUGAGCUUCCAUAUAACGAAGUCCUCAGUAUAAUGAACGAUUUCUUUACCCCAGUAAUAGUAAAAUAUAUGAAAAAGAACCUCAAUACAAAAAAAACUUGGUAUAGUGAACAAAUUUUGCCAGCCCCUUGGGCCUUCACUAUAUUGAGGUUCUGCUGUACCCAGCAAUUUGAAAUUUUAGCAACAGGUCUACUUCUCUCAUCUCAUCAUAAUUUCAAAGUUUUAGGUUUGAGUUAAUUCUAUUUUCUCCAUUUGCUGGCAGGUUUCUUCUUUUAUGUGCAUUAACUGACCAGCUGUCUAUUUCAGGAACUGUUCAUUGCUUACAUCAAUGUGUUUUAAUUUCUAGGAAGUAUUGCAUUUUCUGCAAGUGCCCAGUUGAAUGUCAUGACAUACCACAAAAUAGCAGUUACCAAAAUUUGCCAGAAGACCGCAUGUGUGUUGAAGAGAAGCCACCAAGAUCUUCAUUAGCCAAAGUGAAGGGUGCACAUUCUGAGGGUUAUGAGUGGGUACCAGCUGGUCUGUCAAGUGGUCAGGUAUGUGCUGUCAAUAGAAUACAAUGAAACCUGUAUUAAUUUGACACCCUCGGGGAAUGCUGUAGUGUCCACUUAAUACAGGGUGUCCGCCUAAUACAGGUUUCGAUAGAUAACAUCAUAUGAGAUGUCAAAUGCCAUUCAAAUGAACAGUGGAAACGUUAAGAAUACUCCCAGAGACUUUGACGAUAUACGUUUGCAUUAAUUUCUUUAUCAAAGUGGACCAAUUGAUCAUAGUACCAUAAACAUAGAUUGCAACUCAAAUUUGAAGAAAUGAGAUGAGUGAAACAAGCUCUAUACAAACAAAACGAAAUAGAAAACAAUACUGUACUGUGAAACUAGUGAAAUAAGUUCGUCAAGUCGCGUUUUUUAAUGUAAAAAUCGAAGAAGUUGUGGGUGGCAAUUCAAGGUAAUCUUUCGCAUUUCCGAUGUCUGGCAUGUUGGGUGGUGGAAUUUGAUUACAAGUAUCCAUUUAAUACAGGUUUUGUAACAAUAGAAAUGACCAUUUCAGGUACUUUUUAGGUGUCCGUGUCCGCUUAAUAGAGGUGUCCGCUUAAUAAAGGUUUCAUUUAAAGUAAAUACGGGAAAUAAAUUUUGGGACUUCGGCUACUGUCCGCUUAAUAGAGGGUGUCCGCUUAAUACAGUGUCUGCUUAAUACAGGUUUCACCGUACUCUCAACUCUCCCGUAACUGACACUGAUAAGAUUGGAUGUGUCCCUGAUACAGACACCUAGAGUUCUUAACUCCAUUAGCUGUUCUUCAGGGUUUUUUUAAAACUCUUCAUAAGGUGAGGACACCUUCUAAGAUAAAAUCAGCAACAAAAUUGUUGAGACAUUAUACUCAAGUAGGGUAACUUCAGGAAACAAAAGAAUCCACACCCCUCCCCUGUCCCCUCCAUUCAAUGUUGGGGUGUUUGUUGUUUUGUAUACGUAGCUUGAACAGCAGUACAACAUUGCAUGGAGGGGAUGGGGGAGGAAAAGCUAUAUUUUCCCCUUUUGAAGUCAGGAACACCUCGAAGAGUCUCAGCUCCUUUUGUCGCCGAUUGUAGUGACUUAGUCACAGCCCUAAAAGUGCCUGUCUUAAAAGACAGAUGACUGUAUAAUAUAAACAGGGCUUGAAAAAAGUCCCGACUCAGGAUGCAAAGGAAGUCAGUUUUACAGCCUGCCGUGCGAGCAAGCUGUAGCUAGCAUGUACUAGCCCACAAGUCCUGUCAACUAGUCCCAAAACCCUUUUUGAUUAGCAGAAUUGAUUACAAACCUUCUGUAAUUUGAAUUUCCCCAAAAAACACCACUUGUCCGUCGGGCAAGUUAAGAACAAAAAACACUAGCCCAAUAGCAAAAUCCACUAGCCCCGGGCUAUCGGACACAACUUUCUUUGCAUGCUGUAACUUUUUAAGUUUACUUGCCCGAUGGGCAAGGAUUGAAGCAAGUCAUCUUCUAACUAGAUCAUUAACUAAAAAAAACUAAACAAGUUGCCCCAGGCAAGCAAAAUGUGUGAGCUGCUUGUCCAAAGGGCAAGCUUUAAUUCAAGUUUUUUUUUCGAGCCCUAUUAAGGCCUUCAAUUCUGAAUAUUUUUGUGAAGGCUCUCUGAAGAGUUAUGAACUUCUCAAGAAAAGGGGUUUGCGGUAAACUGAGACUUGAAAGUGUGAUCAUUCACUUUUUCAUUUUUCCUCGCAUUGUUGCUAGCUCAUUACUUUUCUACACAUUUCUAACAAAUAUGACACUCAAGGCUUAAAAUGUUUAAAAAGGUGUGAGAAAUUGAGUGAACAGGUGUGAGUGAACAUAACAUGGAUCAAAGUUUUGUUAUUGAUCCGCAGUCAUGGAACACGAGAGUUGUUAGGUAUACACUUUUUUCAUGAUUAUUUUUUGCGUUAUUUAUUAUUUGUUUUAUUUGUUUCUUAAGAUCAAAGACUUUAUGUCCAAACUUCCCAAUGGUAAGGUUCCAAAGCUUGACUCUCAAGGUUCAAGGUACAGGGUGAAACAGCUUGUUUAUCAGAUGCCGCUGCAGGAUUUUUCAAGCAAACACUGUCGCAAAUUAACCCUGGAUCAAAAGAUGGCGAUGGAUGACAUGUGCACCAAGAGAAUUGAAAAGGCGUUGGGAGUUGGUAAGAAUGUUGUUUUCUUUACUAGCUGAUACUUACCUCCAUGCAAAAUCCAUGGUUUUUUGUUGUCACUAGAGAUCAGUCACUCAAAUCGUGCCAUUAAAUUAAUACUUUUUUGAUAUAAGCCAAUUGCUUUUCUUCACAAGCUGAUAUUGUGCAAGCUAGCCGGUCUUGUGCAAGCUUUCUGGCAUUGUAAGUCACCAGAUGUAUCUCAUUUAACAUGUUGCACACUGUAAGAAUAGUGCAAAAACCAGUGAAGUUGCCGAUUUUGGUUGAGAAUAUGAUUUUUCCCUUUCAAAAGCAAAUAGAUUAAAAUAAAUUUUGGACUACUGAAGGAAAUGUUCUGGUGAUUAAAAUCAAGAAGAAUUAUCUGGAACAAGCUGGAGAUUUGUUUACCUUGCUUGCAUUUUCCCUACUUUAUAGAGAUUUGUUAACCUGUUGUUGUUUGCAAAAACAUAUUAGAGCACUUUAUCAUAUAGCCACCAAUGAAAUACCAGGUGAGCUUUGGUGUGAAAACAUGAUCAUUGUUAAAGGUCAGAUUUGAUUUCAGGUUAAAUUUUGUUAAGCUAGGUUGAUUAUCAUUUUCCUUUGUCUCCCUGAGCCCUAAUUAGUCAUGAACUAGGGAUAGGAAACAAAGGAAAUUAAGAAUCAACCUAGGUUAAAUCAAAAUUAACCUGAAAUCAAAUUAAUUUUGACCUGUAACAGCUACAUGAUAAAUUGCGCCUUUUGCAGCAGGAAAAAAAAUUAAAGCAACAUGGUUUGGUAUUUCAUGUCUGAAAAUAAUAUAAACAUUACAUUACAUUUGGAAUAAAUAGAACAUUGCAUGUCCACUUGGAGAUGUGAAGUUUCUCUUCUUGUGUUCAAAAAUAUUUUCUUGUUGGUUGUGCUCACUCAUGAAAUCUCUUCCACACUCGCAGAGAAAUUUUGUGUCUCCAUGCAGCCAUGUAAUAUCCUCUAUGUCUGUGAACAGAACAAGCACCAGAUUAGUUUGUGUUAAACAAGUGGAGUCUUUAAUUUUAUUAUUAAUAUACACAUUUGAGAAUCAUGUAGCUUAACAAUUUUCUGUGCUUUUUAGGGGCAGUAAAAGCCAGUCUUACAAUGCCAGCAGCUUGUGAAAAAUGCAGUAUACCCAUGAACUUUGGAGAGAUGGCUAUCUUCACAUUCCGAGCUGGACCUGAAAUUUGUUGGCAUGUUCAGUGUUUUGUCUGCAGUGAAGAUAGUGAGUUGCUGGUUGAUCAUGUCUACUGCUGGGAUACAGAUAAUAAAAAGCUUUAUUGUCCAAGGCAUUGGAGUGAGUUCUUGAAGCCUCGAUGUGCUGGAUGUGAAGAGGUAUGUUUCAGUCACCGGAAGGGCUAUGCUAUAGCAGUGCAGUACACCCGAAGGGAAAAGUGGUGGUGGUGGGAGUGGUGGGGUUGCUAGAGCAAUAUUUGAGUAUAGGUGAGUCGCUGUGGGUUUGAAGCCCUGACUUUGUUUAGGACCAAAAAAUCCUAAUUUGCUUACUGUACUUAGGACAGCACCCUCAAUUUUAUUACCUUACAAGAAAAUCAGGGUCUGAAAUUACGCCUUCCUGGUAGCCAAUGUGACUAAAAAGUCAGCACUGGCAACCAGAAUUUCAUAGCUGGUCGCCAGCGGCGACCUGUAAUUUGUGGACUUUCACAUUCGGAGAAAAUGAUAAACAAUAAUUGUUUAUCAUUUAUCAUUGAAAGCUCAAAGCUAUUUGCCAACAGGUGUCUUAAUUUUUGUCCUGCUGAUACUUUUUUAAUUAAAAGUGAAACAAAUCUUCCUGUAAAAAUACCUCCACAACAGGUAUGAUCAAUACGAGUUGAACGUUUCCAAGCCGCCAUGUUGUUUUCAGCUGAAAUACGGUAAGUAUGUAACUUAAAGAUAACUUAUGUAUGUGUAAUGAUACUGUACCCAUAUUUCCACAGUUGUGGCCUGGUACGAGCAACAUGGCGGCUUGACUUGUGUUUUAAUAUGUUCCGUGUUUCAUAGUAGUUAUAGAUGUCGGAAGAAAAUUGUGUUUUGAUAUGAUCAGUGCAGUCGGGGGCAGAUAGCUUUCUGUUCCUACGUUCUGGGUCAGAUAGCUUUAUGUCUCCAAAAAGUAAUUUGUGGAAAAAAAAUAAGACUUCACUCGUACACGGACAGUCCCUUGUAGAAAUUCAGUACAUUUAAAGUAUACUUUAUAUAGGUGAUAAACACUUUAAAAAGUAUACUUCAUUUGUACUUAAAGUAUACUUUAAGUAUACUUACCAGAAGUAUACUUUAAGUACACAACUUUUCGACACCUAAAAAGUAUACUUAAAGUAUACUUAAUGAAAGUAUACUUGAAGUAUACUUGUCUUAAUGGGAAGUAUACUUCAAGUAUACUUAAAAUAUACUUAAAGUAUACUCAACGCAAUAUGUUAAUCAAUCACUGAGACACGUCAGACUUGGAUCAAUUAUUUUGUAAAAUCAUUUAUUGAUAUAACAAAAAAAACUACCCCUAACUUAAAGCAAUACAAAUGUACUAAGAAAUUAUAAAAAAAUGUAUAGCAAAUCUUGUUGAAAUAGGUUUUCACAACAUAAAAAUAUACAUUUUCUAUUCCUAUCAAAGGAAAUCACUGCAUUUGAUUACCACAAUAUAUUAUUCUUCUUGAUUUUAGUAAAAUUUUCAUUGACAAUGAGAUCAUUUCAAGGAAGGUGCUUGUAUAUUAACAGGUUUCUUUCUGAACUUUCUUUAACUCACUUGUACUUAAUAAUUAUUGCUUAGAACCAUCACACAAUAUUCUUCUUAAUUUUAGUAAAUGUUUAAUAGACAAGAAUGAUUAGAUCUGCACUCUUUGGCUACACAGUAAAUUGUGCCAUUACCUUAUUAAAGAAAUAUGUCUACCUAUUACGUACAAAAACUGGAACGAAAUGCGAUCUAAGGAAAACAAGACUUGGGUUUUAUAUUUUGAAUUUACACUGCACUUUAGGCGAAGUAAACAAGCUUUCACUUUGUAAACCUUAAGGCUUAACUCGUGUGUCAUUUGCAAAUGACUCGUAAAGAAGAAUCGAUAUAUAUUGAAACGACUGGAACCGAUACAUUUUCUACCCCAAAACUUACUUGUAUCGUCAAAAUUCAGUCACGGUGUACUUCUUUUGUUUUCUUUUCAAGUUCCACUCAUAUUGUACUCAAAUUGUGAAGAUAAAUUAAAGGCAAUAUUCCAAGCGUAUAAACAUCUUGAAGACAAUCUCGGCAAAGCUCAACGAACGUUCCUUCGAAUCUGUAUCGCCCGCCAAAACCAUAUAUGGAAGUUAGGUAUGCUGUAAAUGAUUCAUACAUGACCCUAUUAGGAAAUCCACAAGAACCCGUAUAUGUUCCGACGGUACUGGAAGUCAGCGGUAAUUCAACACCUUCAUAUAUGUAUUUCUUUCCUCGAACGUAAAGAUGUCCGACGAUGAGCGAUGGUUUUGCUUCGAGUUCUCGUUCUAUUUCUUAAGGUCCUCGUAAAAAAAGGAGGUUAAACGACCCCGGCCUUAAUUACAUCCGAUAUCUUUUACUGCCAAGUGCAAAAAUUCCACGAAAGACGUUAAAGAAAUGCCCGAAACUGUGCGACUUUGCCAUUUCGCCCAGGGAUUCGAUCGGCGGAUGAUCUUCUUACGAAGGAAGUCAACUGAACAGCUAAUGUGUGCCCUGUGUAUCUAGAAACCUGUUAUAUACUUCACCACUCUGAAGAAAUCUUUACAUGAUCUCAACUAUGUCCUUAAUAGAAGAAAAAUGAUUUGAUCUGAACAUUAUUUUGAAGUUAAAUUAUAGAUACUUAAAGCAUACUUUUAGUAUACUUUUGUCUUGUAGUGAUUUCAAGAUCCGGACAAACCUUCUUAGAUCCUCAGAUCAGAAUGUGUCUUUCAGUUUCAAAGUAUACUUAAAGUACACUUUUCUUUGCGAAACUAUUUUUCACAAGCACUGAAGUUUGAAAAAGUAUACUUAAAGUAUACUUAAGUAUUUGAAGUAUAAAUGAAGUACAUUUGCCAAAUAUACUUCAUUUAUACUUUUUUUCUGGAAGUACAAACGAGGUAUACUUCAAAUGUACUUUUUUUUUGAGAAGUACAUAUAAAGUAUACUUGAAGUAUAUUUAAAGUAUACUUAAUUUCUACAAGGGGUUGCUUUCUGGUAUCCGGUGCGGAAGUAGUGCAAUUUUUGAGCAUAAAAACGUCCAUACCAUGCAUUUUUUGUUCAUCUUUAAACUUUUAGUUGCAAAAAGGGGAGGUGAAAUUUUUGGCAACCACUGUUUGCCCUCUGGCGACCAAAAAUUUAUACUUGAUUGCCAGUUGGCGCCCGUAUUAAAAAGUUAAUUUCGGACCCUGAAAAUGUAUAGCAUCCUGGGAGGAGGAGGCAGUCCAGAGAGUAAAACGGCGAGGACUGUUGAGGAAGGCUACAUCAGCCGUAGAAGAGUAGCGCCAGCAAGAAUAUCAGUGUGCGCAUGUCUGAUGACACUCGGCGGCUACUUCAAGCAUUUUCCAUUGCAACAAUUGUCAGCAUUACUGCAGAACCCAAGCGGGUCUGACUGCCCACACAAGGACCUGUUUAAGAUAGGCCUCAACUCAAAUACAAGACAGUCAUCUUCGGCAAUGAGGGACAUUCAUUAUUAUUAUUACAUCAUCCUACUGUAAAGUCAUUUAUUGGCAAUUACAAUAUUGAACAAAUGUUAUGGUCAUUUCUUUUGUAUACAUGUAUGUGGUGUAGGAACAAGUUUCAUCAAGCACACAAAUCAAUCAUGCAGGCAAUACCCUGCAUAUAUAAUUUAUUAGGACAGACUCAAGCAAAAUGUUCUUCCCUAUUUCGGACACAGAGAACAAAAACCAUACCCUGUCCAGGGUCAUAUCCCUCCCCCUUGAAUAGACAGUGGUUCCUGGCAACUUGCUUUACGUUGGGGUGAAAAUGAAAUCUUAAUUUUUGCACACAACUUAAGUGCGGGCUGACCUAGUUUAGGAGUUUGGGGCACCCAGUAAUUUCAGCGUCAAUUAACAAUGACUUCAUAUAUCCAGUAAAUACAAACAUUAACAGUUAACUAGAAGGUAUAUGUAAGAGUUUAAAAGAGGCACUUAUUUGAUAUUUUUAUCCUCAAGGGGGUGCUUAUUUGGGGAGGGUGCAUAUUUGAAGGAGAAAUUCAAGCAUCUACUAGGGCUGUCAUUAAGAGCCCGGGGAAAGGGAUUGUCCCUCGCUACUACAUGUAUAAACAUGACCCCACCUAUUUUUGUAGGAUAUUAUAGAAGAAAAAUAUUACCAAAAGAAAUCCUUAGCUGUUUGAUUCCUUGCCUAUACUUGUUGCUUACCCGGCAGGCUGCUUGAAAUCUUUGUGACAGCCCUGAUUAACUGUGAGACCUUUUCCUUUCCUUUCUAUAGUUGAUCUAUGUUGGUGAAUAUUCACAAGCUAUGGAUCAAAACUGGCACCCAGGACACCUCUGUUGUUUCUAUUGUGAUGAGUCCCUGUCAGCACAAAAAUUUGUCACAGUUGAUAAAAACCCAGCUUGCGUCAAGUGCUAUGACAAGAAUUUUGCCAAUAAUUGUGAGAAUUGCAAGAAGCCUAUCGGUCCUGGCGCCAAAGAUGUUGACGUCCGUGGAAGACAUUGGCAUGAAGAAUGCUUUGUUUGUUCACAGCCUGAUUGUGAGAAACCAUUGGUAUGUGAACCUUCACUUUCUCCUAUAAUAUUAUUACAAAUUAUCUUAGUAGCUUAGGUUUUACAUAAUAAAUUGCCUAGGGCAUUUGCUACAAAUGCAGCACUUCAAAGGGGUGUAGAUUUGCAUUGGGCGAGGACAUGUUAUUUUGAAAAGAAGCAUUUAAUAGAAGAAUAAGAACAUAUUAAUUCUAAAUUAAAGCUAUUUUGUACAUUUGUUAGAAUUCUGAGACUCAGUGUGGAUUGUUUUGUAACAUUCCCCUCCCCCUACGAUUUUGAUUGAAAAUUUUUGGAAAAAAUGUGCGGCUUAUACGCCGGUUUUUACGGUAAUUGAAAGUACCCCUGAGUUUUAAUUAGGUUCAGUUUCAUUUUGUAAAUUACAUGACCAGCGUGCAAAGAAAGUCAUGUUGGAUAGCCCCGAGCUAGUGGAUUUUGCUAUCGGGCUAGUGAUUUUUGUUCUUAACUUGCCCGAUGGGCAAGUGCUGUUUUUUGGGGAAUUCAAAUUUCAGAAGGAAAAUUGUAAUCAAUCCUGCUAAUGAAAAAGGGUAUUGGGGCUAGUUGACAUGACUUGUGGGCUAGUACAUGCUAGCUACAGCUUGCCCAAAUGGCAGGCUGUAAAACUGACUUUCUUUGCACCCGGAUGACAUUCCUUUGCAGCUUAAUGAGGGUUUCACCUUUAAGGAUGAUAAACUCAUAUGUCACUCCUGUCGUGGAAUUACACCAUCCAAAGUGUGUGAAGCAUGUGGAGGUGAUUUUGCACCAGGAGAGAAAAAGGUUGGAUAUCAGAGCAAAACUUUCCAUGAGAAAUGCUUUACUUGUGAUGAAUGUAAACAACCUAUUGGGACACAGCAGUUUAUCAGGAGAGAUGACAAGCGCUUGUGUGGCUCCUGUUUUGAUACUGGUUAUGUUAAGGUGAGCAAAAUAGAUUUUUGAAUUAUUUCAACUUAAAUGGGUUGGUAUUGGACAAGGAAAACCUGGAAAGUCAUUGAAUUUGAGAAUUUCAUUUUCCAAGCCUGGAAAGUGAUAAUAAUUAUUUAAUGCAUGGAAAUUCUGGAAAAUUAAAGUUCUGAAGGGUAGGUUAAACACUUUUCAGUAACGUAGAUGUUUAGUAAGGACGAAAUAAAACAAAGAGUUCUUAAUAAACAACAGGAACAGCCUGCAUUUUAGCAGUCACCAGGAAUUGUGUCUGUUGAAUUGAGAUGUGUCAGGAAAUACCUGAAAACAAAGAUAGUUGGGAAAAUUUUUUGAAAGUGACCACUAAAUCGUGGAAGGUCAUUGUUUUGUAAUAGCUUAACAGAAUAACAUUAUCAUUUUAGUCAGUUAACUAUGUUGUGGACUGACUCCCUGUACAUGUGUACACUGAUCUGAGGAUCAGAUCUGAGGUGUUCCAAGGUGACUUCACAUGUAUUUUCUGUGUUUUAACCAGUUAAUCUCUGUAUGUGGAUGGAGUUUAACCAUUCACACUUCAGUUGCCCAGAGCUGCCAUCUUUCACUGGUAGUGUCAUCAGUUUAAACAGUCCUAGACAACUUUGACCCCUAACCUGUGCAGGGGGAAAAGACCUUUCAAACUUAGUAAAGUACCAUUUGAUUGUUGUACUCUUUCAGAUUUGUGUCAAGUGUAAAGAGCCCAUUAAGUCCUCCUCAGUGAAGCAUGACGGCAAUUCUUACCACUCGGAGUGCUUUGUCUGUUCCAUGUGUUCACAACCUCUUGCAGGAAAACCAUUCACCAAACAUGAAGGCAGCAAUAUCUGCCAAGAUUGUUACCGCAAUAGUUAUGCCAAGAGAUGUGCGGCUUGUCAGGAGCUCAUAGAAGGAAGUGUCAAGUUUGUAGCUUACGAUGAGAAGUUCUUUCACCGAGAUUGCUUCACUUGUUCAAAAUGUGGCCUUGUAUUGGCUGGGGAGAAGUUCCGUGUGUUGUCUGAUGAGAAAGUUUGCAUCAAUUGCAGCUCGUAAGUUGCUGUAGGGUUGGCAGCAUUAAUGUGAUUCCUUUAGUUUUAUAAAGGCUUUUUUUUAGUUGCUGUAGUCAAUAAAGAUAUAUUUACCCUUAGUAUUUUUUGUACCCAAGUACUUCUUGUGGUUAAAAAAAUGAAGAUAAGUUAUUUGUCAAGAAGUUUGGUUAAGGUCAUUUUAUAUGCUACUGAUGUUAACCCAUUAAGUCCCAGUAUCCACAUACAAAUUCUCCAAACUGAUCUUCAUACAUUUCCUUAAAGAAUUAGUUGACAGAAUUUGAUAAUAGAUCAAGGCAUUUUUUCUUUGGUGACGAUCAUUUUAUUAAUUCUCAUAAGCUAAUCUCUUGACAAUGUAUGGAUAUUGUUGGGAGAAAAUUGGUCUUGGUCACUAUUGGGACUAAAAGGGUUAAGAGCAUUAACCAAAGCAAAAUACUGCCACAUCUCUCAGUUACUGCCUAGAACGUAUUAAUAAGUGUUGCCAAAGCUAUGAGCAGACUUAGGGUAAGUAACAAUAUUAUUAUUAGUGGGGGAAUAAGUACAUUCUCCGUAGAAGCAGUACUUUAUUCCCCUAAGUUAUUAAGGACUCUUAGGGAAAAUAAAUUAUUAGUCAAGAAUAGUAGCAUGCUUUGUGGAAGCAGUACUUUAGUACCCAAGGUAAAGAUCAAGGCUGGUCCAGCUGGAGAAAUUCUUUGUUGGUGAAGUAACCUACCCAAAGAUAACUACAAGGGGAACAGGAACUCAUCUGAAAUUAAAUAAGUACUGUAUUGAAUCAAUAUAGAAAAUGUAAAUGUAUGGUGGCUCAAUUUUGUCCUUGGCUUUAUAAUGCUGAUUUUCUUUACACGUUUCAAAUUAAGCUCAUUGUCCUACAUUACCAUGUUCCAAAACAAUGGAAAAUAAUCUAUGGGAAAGAUUCUAUUCCUGCCCUAGAAACUUUUUAUAAAGAAAGUUGUUGUACUCAGAGGAAAGAAGGCUUUAAGCAAAGUGUUUUGACCGAUAGUACAAUUAUUGAACCCACGUGCGACGUAUAGUACAAAGACCCUGGUAUAACUUGGAAAUAUCUUGGUUUAAACUGUUUUUACUGUGAGUACGAAAUUACUUUAUAAAGGGAAAACAAAAAUUAAACCAAGGAUAAAAUUCAACCUCAGCAUAAUACCUGUGGGCAAAGUUGCCAAUGGGAAAGUGAUCACACACUUUUUUAAGACAGCAGUCUUAGUGCCAACUAGGUCCUUGUAGAAGGUUCCUGUUGGAAAUAUUAUUCCAUCAUCCUUUUUCAAACUGCCAUCUUCUAGUAAAAGCAACAGUGGUCUGUACCUUGAGUGGGAUUUAUAUUCUAUUUUUCACUGCCACCCACUCAACCUACAGAAGAUGAUCUAUUUCUUCUUAAACUAAAUACCCUCUCUUCAGAGAAAUAUUUAAGGUUUUAAAUUUUCAGUACAUUUUAGUAUAAGUCAGUAAUUUCAAGUAGUUCUAUUUUAAAAGAUAAUAGUUAAAAGUUCGGAUUUUUUUGUAAUAGCUGUUGUGUUGUGGUUUCUCAGUUUUAUCCUUUGUGUAAGUUUUAUCACAGUUAAUGGAGUGGAAUGGUUAUGAAGCACGUCAGACUCCUAAUGUGGACUUGAAGGUGCACAAUGUUCAAGAGCAUUUUGACCUAUCAUUUUGAUCUAAUACUGACCAAUAAAGACGUGGCAUUAAUUAUUUAUUCUGUCACAAUAGUCCAUGUUUGAUGUAUUAAAAUUCGAACAUGACUCCGAGGCUUUAGGGUUAAAAAUGCAAAUUUUUCAUGACUCCAUUGUCUUGCAAUUCCCAGAAGAGACUUGAGCACAAAGAAAAACAAAUCAAAUGAUCACAGAAAAAUGACCAGAAAGCCUUGGAGUCAUGCUAGAAUUUUAAUAUAUCAAACGUGGGCUUUUGUGAUGCAAACCAUCAGGAAGCUUCCAACAUAAACUGCAGCACUGUUUUUUUUUAUCUUUGAUGUUUUUCUGCCUUUCAUGACCAGUCUCCUCUAUUAAUUACCUAUGUUUUUUUUCCCUUUGUUUUGGUUAUGUUGAUAUGUGACAAAAAGUAUAAAACACUGUAGGAUUAUAAUAAAAUUUGAACCAAGGAUGAAAUUGAACCUCAGAAGCCAUGUCUCACGUUGUAAAGGUAGCGGUUUUUGUAUAUAAAUGUUUUAUAAGUUACACUGAUAAUUUUUUACGUGAAACGUUAUUACUUAGUAUAUAUAAAUAGCAAUUUAGGAAAUUUGACCAUGAUUAUAUCUGAAGUUCAAAAGCCAACUGAGGUUUGUGUUUUUUGCUGCUGUCAAUCAUCUAAGCAGACCUCUUAGGAAACAGAAGUUCACUUCAACGUGUUCAAAAAGUCAUGAUUUGCGAUUGGUGGAUUCGGUCUGUUUUGUUUGUCUCUGUGUUUCAAGGUUGGUUGCUUUUGAUUGUAGUAUUAUUAUGAUUGAUGGCAGUGAAAAACACAUUAGUGAAAGCGGCUUUUGAACUUAGAGUUUGCCUGUUUUUUGAAAUCUAGGAAAUUUAAUUAUGAUAAUGCUAUUGAUUAUUGUCAGGACAUCAGAAAGGUGUCUGUAGUAAUAGGUGUGGUGCAGUUUAAACCCCCAUAUGGAUUAAGGGGGUUCCAAGGGGUCUGACCCCACCUCCUCUAAAUUUAAGCGUCAAACUUAAGGAUUAUUCAAAGCACUUUACUAGAAAUAUAUGAAGAUUUUUAUGAAUAGGAUUAUAUAUAUACUGCUUGUCAUAACAGUAAAGUCUGGUUCUCAUAUGCUGCCAAUAUAUCUACGACGUAGCCACCGGUACUGCCUCGGCUACUUCUCAGACAAAUGAGAACAUGCACCGCCGGCAACUAGAGCCAUCGCAGAGCUUUACCGCUGGCAUGCCUGCGAAGUUGAACUGAAGUCAACUUAAAGACCUGGAUGACUUAUGUUGCUGGCCACUUCUGCUCUCAUAUUGCAACAGUAUCCCUGGCAGUACCGGCGGCCAUGUCGCAGGUGCAUCAGCAGCAUAUGAGAACCAGGCUUAAAGGUCUAUGCAGGACUGUCUCUAUGCAGUAGGAAACAAUGGUGUGGAACUUCAACUGUGUGCACUGGCCUGCUAAUGAAGCACCUUUCAGUCCCUCCCCAUCAAUGUGGAGGAGGGGGAGUGAGCAUUAAUGAGAGGUGACUGUAUUUGCAGGCUACUGUGUGCAUGAGUUAGACUCCCUGAACAAAACGCCCUGCUUACAGUGGCGGAUCCCCCCCUUUAAUUUUAGACCAAGCUGAGGCCUGAAGGGCCAAAGAUAAUUUUUUUAGAGACCUGCCCUCCCGCCUUAUCUCAAGGUUUGGAUCCAGCACUGGCUUAUAUGGCAAAAAUUGCCCACUGGGACUAAAUGGGCAGCCUGUAAUACUUAG
Porites lobata is the source of this 16078-nucleotide messenger RNA. The record is from the annotation of a GenBank genome assembly. NCBI's taxonomy places the organism in Eukaryota, Metazoa, Cnidaria, Anthozoa, Scleractinia, Poritidae.